GUUUUCGACUGCGUCAGCGAGGUAGACUAGACAACUCGUUAAUGAAAGGUUUUGAAUGCAACACUGUGAGCUGCGGGACAUUUGUUGUGGUUUAGAACUCACAAAGGCAGCAGAAGUAGCAUUGCCGAAGCCAUGUCUUUUUCACGGGCACCUGUGAAACGAUUUAAUGAUGAAAUUGGUUGCGCCCCUGCUCCGGGCACAUACGACGUGAAGACUGGUGGAGCCAAGGCGGGUGCUGUUUCAUUCCAGAAAGCAGAACGCUUCAAGCCCGUCAAACCUGACGCUGCCGCUGCACUACAGUCACCGAGGAUGGAUGUUCCUGCCUCCCCAAUUCGUCGAACAAUGUCUGUCGACGGUUUGUCUGAGGCAGCAAGCGCCAAGAAAGAAAAGGCUGGUAUGUCCAUACAUAUGAAGCAACAGAAACUACUGGAGAAAGAGAUCCGGUCUCUGGUGCAGCAGAAAGGGGAGCAGGACCGCCAACUGCAUGCCCUGGAGGAAGAGGUGAAGAAGCUGGAGGCCAAACUGCUGGUGGCCACCAGAGAGAAAACGGGCCUGGCCGCCAACGUGGCCUCACUGGAGAGGCAGCAAGGAGAGCUGAAGAAGACCAACGAAUUCCUGAAGAACAAGUUUUCAGCUGACACAUCAAAGAAAAAGAUCAAUGCUCUCAGUAUGGAACUGAUGGAAGCAAGGAAUAAACUAGAUGCCAAAGAUAAGGAACUGAGUUUCCUUCAAAUAAGUCUGGAAGGCAAAGUCAAGAUUUUAGAGGCAGAUCUCUCAGCUUCCAGGGCCACACUCGCUGCCCUCAAGGAGAGAAAUGACGACCUGGAGGACCUUCACAAGGAGACAAAGUCACAUAACAAAGAGCUUGAAACAGAGAUGGACAAACUUCAUGGUGUGAUUCAGGAAUUGAGGGAGGAGAUCAAGGUUCUUCAGGAAUACCUGGAUACCGCCAAUGAGGACAUUCUGGACUUGCGCAGCAAGCUGAAGGCCUCCCAGAAGGCCUUGGAGCAGCUAGAGCAGCAGAAGGAGAACGGCAGCGACGAGCUGCAGUCCUCCCAGCAUGCCGUGCGGCAGCAGGAGCAGGAACUGGCUCGGCUCAGGGUGGUGCUGCGGCGCACGGAGGAGGAGCUGGAUCAGCGCGUGGCUCACCUCGGGGAGCGGUGCCUGGUGCUGGAGGACGAGAGAGCCAGGACCCAGGAGGAGGGCCUGCGGCGCGUACAGGAGCUGAAAACGGAGAUCGGCACCCUGGAGGAGAGCAGACGAGCAGAGCAGAGGGAGUUGGAGGAGCUGAAGGAGAGCCACAGCACUCUGGCCACCCAGCUGGGAGAGGAACAGGAGCGUAGCCGCUCGCUGAAGGCCACUCUGGAGCGGGAGUGGGACCUGGCGGCGGCGGAGCGACGUCGCCUGGAGGCCGAGCUGGAGGAGGCGCUGGACGAGCUCUCCACCCUGGAGGCGCAGGAGCUGCGGGGGGAGGAACAGCUACACAGCCUCCAGGGCUGCAACCAGGCGCUCCAGAGCGAGCUGGACCGCGCCAGUGAGCAGCUCCACAGGCUGUCCCAGUCGGAGGUUGAUCGGAGCGGUGCGGAGGAGCGUCUGUCUCAGCUGGAGGCUCAGCGGAGCGGUGCGGAGGAGCGUGUGCGUGCGCUGGAGCAGGAGGUGGCGCGGCUCAGCCAGGCGCUCCAGGAGGAGCAGCAGCGGCAGGGCUGCCUGCAGCAGACGCAGGAGAAGGCCAGGGAGGAGUACGCCCGAAUGCUCCUGGAGGCCCGCACACAGCUGGCGGAGAAAGAGGAAGAGCUGGAGUGUGCCCAGGAUGCCCACGGCCGUGCCCUCAGUGGCCUGCAGGGGGAGCUAGAACAGCAGCAGAGCGCGCUCGCAGAGCUGCAGAAGGAGAGGGAGGAGAGGAGCAAGGCUCUGGAACAGCUGGAGGAGGAGAGAAAGGGCAUCCUGGAGGAGCUAGAGAAGGAGAGAAAGGAAAAGAGAAGUUCCAUAGAACAGCUGGAGGAGGAGAGGGGCAAGGUGCUGGAACAGCUACAGGAAGAAAGGAAUAGUGCCUUGGAACUGCUGGAGAAGGAGAGGGGGGAGAGAAGUAGCACACUUAUCAGUCUAGAGAAGGAGAGAGAGGAGAGGAAAGCUGCCCUGGAACAGCUGCAGAAGGAGAGAGACGACCAGAGGAGGAGGGACUCUGCAGAGGGGCGCUUGGGCAAGGCCAGUCGUCUCGAGGCCAUGGUGGAGUCCCUGGAGGAGGGCUGUGCUGAGUUCCAGAAGAGGCUGGAGGAGUCGGAGGAGGACCGGAGGGUGCUGGAGGAGCAGAUGGAGAAGCUGCAGCAGGAGAGGCAAGAGAUGGAGACCAGGCUCACACAAGCCCUCCAACAGAGCUCAAAUGAUGCGGAGAUGGAGAAGUGGAGAAGCCUGUAUGAGGAGCUGUCUGCUAAAGUUCAGCCGUUCCAGGAGCAGCUGGAUAACUUUGCGGCGGAGAGGAGUGCGCUCCUGAGCGAGAAGGGGGCCACACAGGAGGAGCUCACCCGGUUAGCCGACGCCUACGCCCGCCUGAUGGGCCAUCAGAACCAGAAGCAGAAGAUCAAGCACGUGGUCAAACUCAAGGAGGAGAACUUUGACCUUAAAGAGGAGGUGUCUAAGCUCAGGUCCCAGGUCUCAAAGCAGAAGCGUGAGCUGGAGCAGCUGAGGCCGAGCCAGGCUCCACGUUUCGACCCCAGCAAGGCUUUCAAGCAUGACCACAAGGAGAACCAGCGCCCCCCCACCACCACCACCCUCAAAGCUGGUAAGCGCCCAUCAGCUGCAGCCCACUCCACACGGCCCAAGCAAAUGGCAACCAACAGCCAGCCCAAGCAUCUAAAGGCUACAGACCUGUAAUUUAAAGGCAGAGUGCAGAAAAAAACUGGACAGAGAAUUGAUGACGCCAAAAGCUUGUAUUUUGUUGUGGUUGCUCACACAAGCGGACAUGAUGGGAGAUUUUUUUACAUCUUACUUUGUUAGUGUGUUGUCACACUUCUGUCUUUUACUUGGCUAUGGCUAUGUACAUUACAUGUACUAUAUAUUACACAUGCAGUAUGCAUGUGCGUAAGGGCCUUGUCCUUUAAAAUACACGUCAGAGUUUUGGCACGCCCCAAAUGUGAGCUCUUUUAUUAAACUAUAAAAGCCUUGUUAAUGUUAGAAUCGAUGAUGUGACCAUUUUUAUAGCAUUAAUGAGACACUGGUUUGAAAUAAAACUAUCUUUUUACAUACA
Messenger RNA from Alosa alosa (allis shad), 3244 nucleotides. RefSeq names its product hyaluronan-mediated motility receptor (RHAMM) (gene hmmr). Gene Ontology annotation, molecular function: hyaluronic acid binding. The record is from RefSeq and is a predicted model, not a curated record. The transcript is spliced from 19 exons. Bases 133 to 2871 code for a protein of 912 amino acids. Lineage: Eukaryota; Metazoa; Chordata; Actinopteri; Clupeiformes; Clupeidae. Gene Ontology annotation, cellular component: membrane.